Molecule: messenger RNA, 1255 nt
Organism: Emericellopsis atlantica
Lineage: Eukaryota; Fungi; Ascomycota; Sordariomycetes; Hypocreales; Bionectriaceae
Exons: 4
Coding region: 18-1106 (362 amino acids)
Source: RefSeq, a predicted model, not a curated record
ACCACCACCAGAACAAAAUGGCUCCGGCGAAAAAGAAACCGAUCAAAGAGGAGGACAAAGAGGUCACUGAUAUGAAUCCAGCGACAAGCUCUACGCCGGUAAGCGAUUACAGUCUUUCAGAUGCUGAGGACGGAGGAGAGUCGUCCACAGAGUCCGACUCGUCCCAAGGCAGAUCAAAGAGAGGCGAGACCGAGGAAAUUCCCAGAGACUUCUCGGGUGUCCGACAAGAGACACCUGCCCUUAAUCCUUCAGAAGGAUGGCCGACCAAGCGAUUGCUUUAUUUAUCUUCCAGACGUACAGUACUUCUUCAGGUCGGCCCUGAUGGAAUGCCGCAGACCUUUGGACUCCAGCGUUCACCCAAGUCAGAAGGUACUACAGAGUGGCUUGCUCUCGAAGAGAACAGAAAAUUGCCAAUAGACCCGAAGAAUGUCAAAAUCUUGGCUGUUGCCACUAGUAUGGCAUUCAAUGGAAAUCCCGACCCUCUGAGCUCACUGAAGUUCGUGUCGCCUUACACUUGUGGCGCUUCUAGACACCAAGUUGUACUAGUCCUAGCGCAAUGGGAUGACGGGAAUCGGACAUAUAAAAACUGGGUUUCCCGUUCUGCAUUGCGAAAGGUUUGUAGGGAACCUCUUGACCAAACCGAAACAACGAAGUACAACGAUACAGCUGCGAAAAUAGAAUCGAAGGCUAGGCCUACGGCAGAUCAGACCAAGACCCUAGCUAGUCUCGGAAGUUUAGAGAAAGCUCUUGAGUUUCAAAGAGAAAUGGGAACCUCCAACUGGGGUAUCGAUACACAUAUUUACAUCGUCAAGUACUGGCAAGAUAAGGCAUUCUACAAAGCCUUUGGUAUAGACUAUCCAGAGUUCGACCAUCCAGCCCUGUGGAUGCGGGGUAAAGUGGCAGACAUACGAGAACCCUACGAGAACUACGAAAGGAAGAAGACACAGGAGAUGUUGGAUAGUUAUACCAAGCCUAGUGUGCAACCGCCCAAGCCACAAGAGCUCACGACAACUAGUAUUGCAUCAAACAAUAUCGAGGCUCUAUUGCUCAAAAUUAUGGAAAGACUCGAUCUGCAGGCCAAGGCCACGUUGCCCGAAACGUCGUGAGAGGCUGAGCUUAUUUCUAUUUCUAUUUCUAACGAGUUUCAUGGAUUUCUGAGACAAGGUUUGGGUGUCUACCUCGCCAGUAGUUUAAAUUGAGUGCUCCUUACCGAGGAUGUUUUAGAUAGUGUAAUAUUAACGCUGCUCUUGCGACA